Molecule: messenger RNA, 1360 nt
Organism: Mangifera indica (mango)
Lineage: Eukaryota; Viridiplantae; Streptophyta; Magnoliopsida; Sapindales; Anacardiaceae
Product: carboxy-terminal domain RNA polymerase II polypeptide A small phosphatase 1-like
Exons: 6
Coding region: 141-1088 (315 amino acids)
Molecular function (GO): phosphoprotein phosphatase activity
Source: RefSeq, a predicted model, not a curated record
UUAUUCUCAGCCCCGUGACCCGCCUGAAGAGCCAAAAACUAAAAACAACAAACCGACCAAGCAAAUACUUUCUCUUAGUCGAGGCAACAAACCCGAAACCAAAUGCCCUCUGACUCAGAUUACUAAUCAUAUUGAUACUGAUGGCGGAGAUGGAGAUGGGUCGGAUGGACGGACGUGUACCAACGUCCGUACAAGUGUGGAGAGGAAUAAUUAACUGGGUAGCGUUUUUGUUUCAGAUUUUUCUUCAGAUCCUUAAAGGCACGCCUUCGUUUGUCUCUUAUAUAGUUGGUCUUAGAAGUAGACGCGUGUCACUUUUUGUUCCUUCUCCUUUUAAGCCCUUGCCUGUCGUUGAAGUUGAACUCCCUGUUCAAGAGUCUUCAGUGGCCCCUACUCACGUGGCUUCCGUUCACGAUAGUGGCGGUGAUGAUGCUGGUGGUGGCGAUUACGCAAUAGAGAAGCUCACUGUGGUUCUUGACUUGGACGAGACUCUAGUAUGUGCAUAUGAGACAUCUAGCUUGCCAGCCAUUAUUCAUACUCAAGCAACUGAAGCUGGGUUGAAGUGGUUUGAAUUGGAAUGUGUGUCUCACGAUUUGAAGGAUUAUGAUGGAAAACCAAAAAUCAAUUAUGUUACGGUGUUUGAACGACCUGGUUUGCAUGAGUUCUUAAAACAACUUCAUGAUUUUGCAGAUAUUGUUCUCUUCACCGCUGGCCUUGAAGGUUAUGCUAGACCACUUGUUGAUAAAAUAGAUGUGGAAAAGCGAUUCAGCCUUUGUCUUUAUCGAUCGUCAACUGUUAGCACAUAUGCAUUAGAACAUGUGAAGGAUCUGACCUGUUUAUCUAAAGAUCUCUGUCGAGUUGUAAUUGUUGAUAACAAUCCCUUCAGUUUCUUGCUACAACCGCAGAAUGGAAUACCAUGCAUUCCAUUCUCCACUGGACAGCCGCGUGAUGAUCAGCUUUUGGAGGUUAUUCUCCCACUCCUCAAGCAUCUCUCCCUGCAGAAAGAUGUUAGGCCUGUACUUUACAAGAGAUUCCGAAUGCCAGAGUGGUUUCAAAUGCAUGGAAUACCGGCAGCUGGUUUGACAGUGUGAAAGCAAAUAAGUUAUAUUUGGAAUAGCUAUCAUUCUUUGCCAGGCACCUCAAGAGCAGACUUAGCCAGUUGUAUAUUAUAAUUAUGUUCAUAGGUUGCAUUGGGACUCAGAUAUGCUUGGUUCAGGUACCGCAAGCAUAUUUGAGAAUAUAAAUGGGCCGCCCAUUUUUGAAAAUACACUCCCAUCUUGUAUCAAUUGUUAUAAUUGGUUUCACAAAUUAUUCUAAGAAGCUAUAAUGCCUAUCCCCAUGAGAACAAUGAGACUGGUGUUAU